AUGAGCAUAGCGAAGCUACACGAGAAAUACGGUCGCAUAGUCCGUAUCUCGCCAAACGAACUUUCGUUCGAUUCGGUUGAGGCCAUGAAAACGAUCCAUAGCCAUCGACCGCCGACAAGCCCUCAUCAUAUUAAGUCUGAGUUCUACGCCGCCACGAAUGCAGGGUUCAGCAGGCGGUGUGUAGGCAGCGAGGAAGACCCCCAGAAGCAUAGGAGAAUGCGGAAGAUGCUCUCCCCGUCUUUCUCACAGCGCGCCCUUCUUGAGCAGGAAUCCAUUAUCGACGGUAUCGUUGACCGAUUUGUACGCAUUAUCGGUGAAAAGGCCCCUCCGAGCUCGAAUGGCAUCAACAUGAUCAAGUGGUUUGAGAUGACUGCCUUUGAUAUACUGGGUGAUAUGGCGUUUGGAGAAUCGUUCCAUAGCCUAGAGGCUGGGAAACCGCACUUUUGGGGCAAUAACAUCUUGGACCAUAUUUACAUGGCCACCGUCAUCGAUAUUGUCAGGCGGUUCAGCAUACUCACCACGCUUGGAAACAUCUUGAUUCCGUCACGAUAUCUCCUGGAGAGCCCAAAUUCGCAAUAUGCCCGACGUCAGGUCCAAAAAUGCCUGGAGUCAAAAUCUACCCGGAGAGACUUUGUCACUGAUUUGGCACAAAAGGUUCGUGAUGGGGAGGUAGAGAAGGAGGAAAUGGCGGCACAUGUGUCUACACUCGCGGUUGCCGGGGGGGAGACAGUUGCAACCUUUAUGUCAUCAACCACUUGCUUCCUCCUCAAGCACCCCGAAAAGCUAAAGCGAAUGGUCUCUGAGAUUCGGGGCAAGUUUCAAUCGUAUGACGAAAUUAAUGCUACAGAGGCACAACGCCUCCCAUAUUUACAGGCUGUCAUUAACGAAGGUCUCCGACUCUGUCCGCCUGGUUCGCACGGUCUUGGAAGAAUCUCCGGUGGCUUUGAGGUGCACGAUACAUACAUUCCUCCCGGGGUUGAAUUGUAUACCAGUCUGUGGACGGUGACCCACCGGCCUGAAUAUUUCAGCAACCCGAUGGAAUUCCUGCCCGAACGCUGGCUAGACGCCAACUCGACCGAUCGUAAGGAAGCGAGCCAGCCGUUCUUGUUCGGACCAUGGGAUUGUUUAGGAAGAAAUUUCGCCAUCAUGGAACUGAACUUGGUCAUGACGAAAAUGUUCUGGACAUAUGAUCUGGAACUGGUCAACAAGGAGAUUGAUUGGUUGAGAGAUACAAGACUACAUGGGAUGUGGUGGAAGCCUAAACUAAUGAUCCGCUUCCAUGCACCGACUGAUCGUUGA
This is a messenger RNA of Aspergillus bombycis, 1299 nucleotides long. RefSeq names its product cytochrome P450. Gene Ontology annotation, molecular function: oxidoreductase activity, acting on paired donors, with incorporation or reduction of molecular oxygen; iron ion binding; heme binding. Bases 1 to 1299 code for a protein of 432 amino acids. The transcript has 7 exons. The record is from RefSeq and is a predicted model, not a curated record. NCBI's taxonomy places the organism in Eukaryota, Fungi, Ascomycota, Eurotiomycetes, Eurotiales, Aspergillaceae.